Molecule: messenger RNA, 1783 nt
Organism: Bombyx mori (domestic silkworm)
Lineage: Eukaryota; Metazoa; Arthropoda; Insecta; Lepidoptera; Bombycidae
Gene: NGR-A33
Product: neuropeptide receptor A33
Biological process (GO): G protein-coupled receptor signaling pathway
Cellular component (GO): plasma membrane
Molecular function (GO): tachykinin receptor activity
Source: RefSeq, marked provisional
AGUGCUGUUACGAACGCUGUUCCGAUAACACGUCCUUAGCGAGCUCCCUCGCUCCUGGAAGCUUCGUUUAGUGAACCGGUACGCAAGUUUUUAAUGUUCAAGCUAUUAAAAUGAUAAGGAACAAGUGUAUCUGUCGUAUCUCAGUGUAUUAUUUUUCAUUGUUGGGUAUUAAAUAUUGUAUAGAACAGUGUGAUCUGUGAGUGUGGUGCAAUGGACUCUGAUUUGGACAUUCAGUCUUUCAUAAACUGUACCCAGCAGAUAUUCGGCCAUGAACAAAAAUGGGACGACCUAAACGUUUCCGAGAUCUUAGAUCUGCUCCCGAAGCAGAUCUUAGAGGACAUAAACCUAAAGGUUUCAGCACAUCGCCGAAUGAGGACCGUAACGAAUUGUUUCCUUGUGAACCUGGCCGUAGCAGACCUCUUAAUGGCAACCCUCAACGGAGCUCCGAACUUCGUAUUCCUGGUGACGGCUAACUGGCCCUUUGGAGCCGUGACAUGCACUGCGAGUAACUUCACAGCAAGCCUGACCGUGUCAGCGGGCGUAUUCACGCUCGUGGCCAUAACAGUUGACAGAUAUGUCGCCAUAGUGAAGCCAUUGCAACACAGGCUAAGUCGGCGAGUGGUCCGCGCUGCCUUGUUCACGGUUUGGAUCGCCAGCGCCAUGCUAGCCUUACCCAGUCUGCUCUACUCCGAUACCUACAAAAAACAGUAUGUAAAUGGAGAACGAGAGAUUUGCUUCAUCAAAUGGCCCGACGGUAGCUACCCAACAUCUUUAAGUGAUUACUGCUACAACCUGGUGUUCCUGUCGGUAACGUACGUAUUACCAAUGGCGGUAAUGGUGUGGGCUUACGCACAAAUGAGCGCUGCCCUCACAGGGAGGGCCAUUGGAGAAUGCACACUGCACCAGAUGCAAGUCGUCAGGGCUAAACGGAAGGUGGUGAGAAUGUUCGUGCUGGUCGUGAUGGUGUUUGCUCUAUGCUGGCUUCCAUACCACGCGUAUUUCGUUCUGGUGUAUCACCAUCAGUCACUCGCCACGGCGCCUUUCGCUCAGCACAUCUAUCUCGGCUUCUACUGGCUGGCGAUGGCAAACUCUAUGUUUAAUCCUCUCAUCUACUAUUGGAUGAGCAAUAAAUUCAGACUUUACUUCCGCCUAGUUUUAUGCUGGUGUUGGAAAUCAGAAUCGGCGACCCCAAAUGAUUUGAAAAAGCUCGAGGUUAAAUCUUAUUCUGUAAGCCAAAGGCACUUUCGUGACGUAUCUUCGUUCAGCCGAGCAUGACAUUCGAGAAGACGCAGCUACAUGUCGCGAUCCACACCCCAACACGAAAAUUCGAACGCGAUAGAGCUCGUCACAAAUGGAGCCCUGGCGAUCAGGAUAAAUCCUCGUCUUGAGUAAGCUACAACAAACGGUUAUCAUGUAUGUGACGAUAAAUUAUAAGUGCACAAUAAAAUAUUAAAUAUAUGUAAAUUUUGACAACACUUUUCGGCGAAACAAAAAACUCUACGACGGAGAGGAGAGAGGUUAGCUACCUCAUUCAUGUGAAUCGGAACUCGCAGGAAGCGUUCUACAUCACUACACAACCUAAAUAUUUUUGAUCAUAACAAUAUGUUGAAAUAUAAUAUAUUGAGCACUCCGCUUUUGUUUACGAUAUUGUUACUGUUAUUGUUUCGCUGUGUUUCGUAAUAUUGCUGGUAUUAGAUGUGUACUUACGUUGUACUACCGUAAUGUUCAAUUCAUUAAUCUUUUUUUGCACUUUUUCACAUUCCAAUUUAAGUCUGACGCGUAU